AUGGAAUUGGGAAUAACUGAUACUAUCUGUUGUUUUAUUAUUAUUUUACGGAAUUAUCGUCGAGAAAACAGCACUGUUACAACCAUUUGUGAUACUAACAAUUUCAUUUCUUAUAUUAUUAUCAAUUUUCUUUAUCAGUGCUAUUUAUGA
Messenger RNA from Brugia malayi, 150 nucleotides. RefSeq lists its product as uncharacterized. Bases 1 to 150 code for a protein of 49 amino acids. The transcript is spliced from 2 exons. The record is from RefSeq and is a predicted model, not a curated record. NCBI's taxonomy places the organism in Eukaryota, Metazoa, Nematoda, Chromadorea, Rhabditida, Onchocercidae.